AUGGAGCCUUUUGUUUUACAGCCGCAUGCUGGAGAAAUGAGAUACGUGGGUCGAGGAGAAGCCAAGGAAAACAAAAAACUGUUUCCUUGUUACUUCCAUCUUUGCGUGGCCAAAGGCACACGUGCUACUGAUGGAUGGUCUGUGGUCUCUUCUCUGAAGUGUACCUCUUGCACUGAAGAUUUAGGGCCGAACAGACAUGUGGUUGAUGCUUGGAUCAACGACUCCCGAGAGAGGUCAACGCGAAAAAUUAAUCAAAUUCAGGGGGAGGUUGCGAAGACUGCUGACAAACAUGUUUUUUGGCAGGGUUCAGUUGGUUUUGUUUUCUCACAACCAGUCGAUUUCAAUGCAGAAGAUUUGCCUGGGAAGCAGAUGCAUCCCGUGCUCAAGUUGGGCGAUUCACUUGCCACGCUCCUGCAAGGGAAAAGUGGUGCAUGGGUACCUGCAGAUUCUGGGCAGACAGAGCCAGGGACAUUCUCCAGACCUUGGUGCACGGGUUAUUUGUUGAGGGUCCCUGCCUUGGUGGCCGAGAAUCCUUUAAAACUUGUCACCCCCUUUGCUUUUUGCCAGAAACUCAGAGUAGAACCUUUGGCCAUGGAGGACCCUUCAAGGCAGGGAAAUGCUUUGGCCGUGGUGGCAGCCACUUCUUCUGGGAGUGGGCGUUUUGCUAGCAGGCAAGACUACUAUGAUCGUGGUGCUAACUGGGGAGAUCCUCGAAGUGAGCGAUCCCCACUGCAAGAUAUUUUGUUUGCAGACAUGGCUUAUGUCAUGCAGAAUUUUUCAGAAACAGAGACCAUUUUGUCUUGCUGCACCCGAAUCUUGGACCCAGAUUCUUCCAAAUUGGGUGGGGCUUUGCCACCUGUGCCUGGACGAGAAUCUUUGCGAAGAGCGUUGAUCAAGCUAGACCUUUUUUUGAUGCUUUGCAGAAGAACUUUUCACAGUCCCGAGCAGCCAGGUUUCUUGGUGCACCGAUACUUGAGUAGCGAUGCUUCUCCGCAGGCUCACCAAAAUUAUUUUUGCACGAUUGAAGAUAUACUUCGCCAACCAGUUGGUUUCAGGGCUUCAUCUGCUGGGACAGGUUUCAAUCCUUUCACAUCUGGACUCGAAGUGGAAAGGAGGAGCUUGCCUGCACUGACCCUUGGCAAAGGCCAAGCCUCCACAGCUCACAAGGCAAGGCUCUUGUUGCACUGUGCUUGUUUGGAAUAUGGUCAGCAACAUCUUCGACUGUUUAGACAGCAAGUUGUUGCUUUCCUAUCCGACCAGGGGACAGAAAGGAAUUUGCCACAAUUUCCGUUGAACAUUGAUGGGGAUUUGGCAGAUUUUAUAACAGGCUUGUCUGCUGAGGCAAAAGCUGGUUCUUCUGCCGAUCCUUUCUUGUUUCCCCAAGCAUUGUCAUUGCCAGGGGUUUUGCAUAUCAUGUUUAAUGCUUUGGAAGAAUCCUUAGUACAAGUGGAGGAGUGGAAGCAAAUGGAGCGAGAGCUUCAAGCUGCCUCGCAGAUUGUGGGGGAGCCAUCUUCUCAGGCUCUUCUCUUGGAAAAAUUGUACGAAGGUGCUAGGCCCAAUGAGCGUGAAGCAGUGCAUGCCUUCCGAGCAAAACUGUUAAAUUGGCGUUGGCAAAGCUUGCAAGAAGUGGUUUGGCAAUGGAUUGCUGUAUUCCCAUCCUUGCAGGAAAGAUGGGAUCCUAAUGCCUUUCCUGACCCCACUAGCAAGUACGUGCUGACUCUGUCCGAAGCCCUUCAGUCUCAAUGGCAUUAUUUGUUUUUGUCCUGGCUGUGCAUGUUCACAAGCACAGUGGGCAAAGAAGCGACGUGGUUUGAGGGAUGCUUCUGCCAUCAAGACAUUUUGGCAGCACACACCACCAAAUGGGCCAGGAAGAAAGCAAUGGCAGCUGCUCAUUGUGCCCAUGGGAGCUGUCCAUGGCAGGGCCGUAGGCUCACUGGGUUGGCCUUGGGGCAUGCCAAGGGUUUGUGUCACCGUGUGAUGAAUGCCAGUCAUUGGCAAUACACUUCUGCUCUUUUGGCGAGCCCUCAAGCAGAGGCAAGGCGUAUGGCAGAAAUAGACUUGGCCGUGAAAACGAAGUUUGUACGAGUGAUUGAGCAGAAGUUUGGUCCUUUUGUCACCCUUCCCUAUGUCCUUGCAGGAGGCUUUGGUGAGUAUUGUGGCUAUCCUUUGAUCCAGGCAAAAAAAGCCAUUGCAGAAGCCAUUGCUGAGUACGAUACCCUGGCUCCACAGUCCAGAGAUGCUGCUUCUGCAGCUCUCCUCGAACACGAUCCCCGUGUUUCUCAGCAGUUGCGUGAGUUUGCGACUGACCCUGAGCGUCCCCUUCAUGACUACCCAGAGGCUUUUCUUUCCAUUAGGGCCAGAGCUUUCGCUUUGUGUGCAGAGCGACACACAGAGGGUGAGCAUGCCCGCGUGAAAUUCCAUGCCCAGAGGGGAUUUCGCUUUGCUGGCCCCGUGAUGGUGGCUGCAAGGAAAAGGCGACUUGAGGUGCAACGCAUGAUCAAAAUGCACCUCAGCUGGUUGGCUGAAAGGUGGCAUGCUAAAAAUUUGUUUGUGACCUUGUUGGAACACUUGCUUCCAAAGGCUGAAGUUGCACAGAUGUCUUGGGCAAACAAAUGUCAGCGUGUCUAUGCUUGCCACCCGAGUCUUCAAUUUUCUGAUUUGAGCAAGUGGGAGAAAGAGGCCGAAUCUUUUCAAAAAGUUUUGGGAAAGGUCCAGGCAGCUCUUGAAGACCAUGCUGUGAAACCGACAGAGGAGCAAUUGCAGAUGGUUUAUUUCAUCAAGCACUUGUUGGCAAAUGGCACUUUUGCUUCAGUGCCGUCAGCCUUGUGGCGUGCGGGCACGUGCCCUGUUCCCAGCGUGGAUGCAGUCCAAGUGUCUCCUGUUGAGCUGGAAUCCAUGCUGUUAUCUGCGAAAACGAGACAUGUGUCCACCUUGUUGCACAUCACUUACUACCCCGACAUGUGUUGGCAGGAUGAUUCAACUGCCACCGUGAGCAUGGAUUCCUCUGACAUGCGAGUGUUGGAUGUCUCCACGUGGACACAAAGAGAUCAUUUCAAAACCUGCAAGGAGGCAACCGUUUGGAAAGUAACUUGCUCUGAAUUGCAAUUGCAAUUGCGCCACCAGGCCUCUUCAAUUUCAGAAGUCCCCUUGCUGCUUCCAGAUGUGAUUGUAGACGAAGAUCCAUUGGAAACUGUUCUGCUGGCAUCAUCUGCAGAUGCUGAAGAAGAUGCCCUAGUCGAAUAUGAGGAGAAACGUGCUGAUCUUGGCUUUUCUGUGGCGAUGCGUGAAAGACCAUUAGGCAGCGAGGAGCGUAGGACAUUGAUGUCUUUGAUUGCAAAGAAAGCUUUCAACCGUGAAUCUGCGUGUUCCUUUUGGGAUUUAGAAGUUUUUUCAGCGAAAGGGUUAGAUGCUUUGCAAUCCUUGGGCAUUGUGUGCUCAGAGCCAGAUGACUUUGGUGACAAGUGUAUCUGGAUGAUGGAAGCUGCCUUUCAGAUCCUUCCAGGGUUAACUUUGACCGAGCCUUUGCCCUUGUUGGAAGGUUUCUUCGCAACCAGGGGUACCAGAACCAGGUCACGCAAGACUUGCAAGCUAGCCUUCUUGUCAGCUUUGCUACAGGAUGGAUGGUCCAUGAAAGGUUGGAAGGAGGACAUGAGAUGGCAUGUCAAAGGCACGAGCAAGAUUCUCUGCAGUGCAAUUUGGCAACGCCCUGAAGCAUACUUCAAGGCUUUCUUGUUGCACCAGAUUUUGUUUGAGAGACCUGGGAAAUUACAAAAGAUUCACCACAAGGCCACAGCAGCUUACUACAAUGACUUGUUGGCAGCAGAAGACAUGUCUGCUUUCAACUCCUUGACAGAUGCCCAGUGUGUAAAGUACCAAUCUCCGAAGAAAAGAAAAAACAAAGCAGCAGAUUCAGCAGAUAGCAAAGCAAAGGCAAAGGCCCUUGCCUUGCCUGAUGGUGACCCAAAUCAAAUUUUGGAACCUUUGCCUGUCGAAGGUGGUGCUUUAGUGCACGUGCCUGAAGAGGCUUUGCAGAUCGAACCGAUGCAAUGCCGAGAUCCUGGUCUGAAGCAUAUUGUUGUGCAUUACGACAAGUGGUCUCACUCCAGUGGGAACUUGCGUGCUUUCACACAAUGCUCACACCACAGUGCCUGCCGGCGUUACACCUUCGUGAAAAACCACGAAGGUGGUCGCGAGGAAGCCGAGGCAUGGCUGAUGGCCUGGCAUGCCUCUGGCAGACGCCUGGCUUCAGCUGAUGCCCACAAGGCCGUCAAUCCCAGCCGAGACGAGGAUCCAAUCAUGCCUCGGGGCUCCCGUGGUCGUUCUGAAGAAGAUCUUUCAGAGGAGUCUCGCAGCGAAGACCGCGAGGAUGACUCUGAAGAUUCUCAGGCGACUCAGCUCCCACAAGCAGAAGAAGUUUCUGCGAGGCCUAAUGAUGGCCAAGAUGCUGCUGCUCCAGAGCCGUUGCCCAAAGAAACUCCAGAAGCUGCAGCCCGAGCACUCCGAGACAAAACAAAAAAGGAGAAGAAACGCAACCGCCACAGUGACCGAGGCAGCGGCAGAGACCGCAGGAGGGCUUCUCCUGAGCGAUCUCGCCGUGAUCGCCGUGAACGUGAUCGACGGCGACGUAGCCAUAGCAGGCGCAGUCGGGACAAGAGGCCAACUACUGGAAGUCAAGCUGAGCUGCACCUGGGCCGUGGCGAGCCUACCCCAGCUUUGAGGAGGAUGAGGCCGUUAGAACCUGAACCUGAAGACCAUGACCGAGAUUACAAGCCUGACAAGUCUCCCAAGGGCAAGCUUCAGAAGAAGGAGCCUGGGAAUCAUGGGAAGGCCAGAUCACAGUCAAACUCCAACCUCGUACUCCGUCCAGCCCCAGGUGCUAAGGAGGAUCCUUACCCUGAAGCACGUGAGGGCCAAUACUUGGAGUGCGAGAUCUGUGGCAAAAGGUUUGGAUACAAGUCAGGGCAAUUUGGAGUAAGUCAGCACAUUUGGUCUUCUCACCCUGAGACCUCAGCUGCAUCCAAGAGAAGGGCCUACUUCUACAACAAGGGUGCGAGGAGCACCAGCCGUGGAAGCAAGAGUGAUCGUGACGAAGGGCCGCCUGCACCUGCUGUGCCACCUCCCCCUCGUCCACCUCCCCCACCUCACCCACCGUCUAUGGACCGAGUGGAUGAGGCGGGAGGUGAAAGAAGCUCUGGAUCAGGGGCAGCAAGGUCCAGUACAGAGCAGCUCUCACAGAGGCACGAGUUGCUGCAGAACUUGCUGAACACUGCCAGCCAGAUCCUUCGUGGAGAUUGA
Molecule: messenger RNA, 5295 nt
Organism: Cladocopium goreaui
Lineage: Eukaryota; Dinophyceae; Suessiales; Symbiodiniaceae
Source: the annotation of a GenBank genome assembly